Messenger RNA from Naumovozyma dairenensis CBS 421, 1341 nucleotides. RefSeq names its product Thi2p (gene THI2). Gene Ontology annotation, molecular function: DNA-binding transcription factor activity, RNA polymerase II-specific; zinc ion binding. Lineage: Eukaryota; Fungi; Ascomycota; Saccharomycetes; Saccharomycetales; Saccharomycetaceae. Gene Ontology annotation, biological process: positive regulation of transcription by RNA polymerase II. The coding region runs from base 1 to 1341 and encodes 446 amino acids. Gene Ontology annotation, cellular component: nucleus. The transcript has a single exon. The record is from RefSeq and is a predicted model, not a curated record.
AUGACUAAGAAUAAUAAUAAUAAUAAUAAUAAAGCUAGAACGUUUACAGGAUGCUGGGCCUGUAGAUUAAAGAAACGUCGUUGUGAUGAGUUACAUCCAAAAUGUAGUCUCUGUAUGAAACAUGGUGAUAAAUGUUCUUAUGAUAUAAGACUAGUUUGGUUGAAUGAAAAUCUAUAUAAAGUUGAUUGUAAUUUAAACUACUUGGCAUCAUUCAAUCGUAAUAUAUCAUCGAGAUUGAAGACUAAAAAGAUCUCGAAAAAUGAAUUCAAGAGGAUAAUUGAUUAUAAAAAGUACAAUGGAAUAUCAGGAGGAGCUUCUUAUUCCCAUAAGGAUAAUGAUGAGGAUGAUGAUGAUAGUGGUUGCAAUUUUACAAUUAGUGUAAGAAGAUUAAAAAUAUAUGACAAUGAAGUUCCAUCUGUUUUUGGCAGCAAUAAAAAUAAAAAUCAACGGAAUCAUGAUCAAAAAAUUGUUGAUAAGAAAUUAAAUCAAUUGUUAAAUUCAAUUGAAGAUUUGGUAAAGAAAAAUAAAACUACCGGAACAAAGAUUACAGCGUAUAAACAAGGUCCAUUUUCUAUGUUUCCACUUUCUGGAACCAUAUCUCGAAAGAAAAUUGUAGAUUCUUCUUUCAGAGAAAGUCUAGGAUCAGAACCACUUACAAAUAUUGAAAAUGAUGCAAAUGAUGCAAAUGAUGCAAAUGAUGCAAAUAAUAUCAAAGAUGAAUUAUUUGAUGAAGAAAUCAUAAAAUCAAUUUGGUUAAAUUGUCAAGACAAUAACAUUUUGAAUAGGAAAGAAUAUUUUGGUUGGUUCAUUAAAUUCUUGAAGUCAAAUAAGAUAUUAGAUAAGUUUUUCUUCCACAAUUUUACUGAUAGUCAGUCUCAGUUCCAAUUGUUGGACAAGAUAAAGAAGGGGACAUUCAAUGCUCUCGUGGAUUACCCGAAAAUUAUAAUAACGUUCUCUUUACUUGUGCUUGUGUAUGGAUAUCAACGUGUUCCUGAACUAUCCAUUGAAUUAGAAAAAUGGGUUCUACAACAAAAAACGCUAAGUUAUGCAAUGUAUCCCUUAAUUGAUUUCGUUCUUAGAAACUCUAGCUCUCUAAAGUUAUUAUAUCAUUGUAAUGAAUUAUUGGCAAACAAUGAGAAUUUGGAAGAUACAUAUCAAGAUGAAUUAACAUUUGAAUUACAAGUUCUAGUGAAUGACAGAUUGGUGAGUAAAUGGAAGGAUAAAGUGAUGGAACAAUUAUGUCAAUGCCAAGAUACUUAUCAUUCCUGUUCACAAUUGAGAUAUUGGGAACUACAAUUAAAUUGUAACAAACAAUUUUAUAAAGACGUGUAUUUAAAUUAA